This is a messenger RNA of Fragaria vesca subsp. vesca, 1470 nucleotides long. RefSeq names its product conserved oligomeric Golgi complex subunit 8-like. NCBI's taxonomy places the organism in Eukaryota, Viridiplantae, Streptophyta, Magnoliopsida, Rosales, Rosaceae. Gene Ontology annotation, biological process: intra-Golgi vesicle-mediated transport. The record is from RefSeq and is a predicted model, not a curated record. Gene Ontology annotation, cellular component: COG complex. The coding region runs from base 1 to 1470 and encodes 489 amino acids. The transcript has a single exon.
AUGGAGUCAUCUAUCCCUCAACAACACCACGCCUACGUCUCCGAGCUCCUCUCCUUCCCCCUCGCUCGCCUCCACAAGGAACCGGAGCUUCUCCGGCUCGACAGGGAUCGAAUCCAAAGCCAACUCCAAGACUUCAUGGCCGGUAACUACCGAGCAUUGGUUUAUUCUGCGCAUACCUCUCUCUCAGUUCAAGACCAACUAUCCUCCAUUGACAAGGAUCUUAAAUCUCUUACAUUGGAGAAGAUCCCCACGUUAACAAAUGCAUGCACCAAGUUCGUUGACACUUUGGAAAAGAUGAACAAGAUGAACCAAACACAGCACUUACUUGAAAUCCCUCAACUCAUGGGAGCAUGUGUGAAAGAUGAGAACUAUGAUGAAGCUCUAGAGUUAGAAGCCUUUGUUCGCAAGCUUUCGACUAUGCACCCCAAAUCAGUACUUGUUAGGGACCUGGCUGAACAUGUCAGGAAGAUCACUCAAUCCCUUGUCUCCCAGCUUCUUCAAAAACUUCGUUUGGAUUUUGAAAAACCCGAGCCUGAACAUUGCCUUCGGAUUGUUGGAUAUUUACGUAGAACAGGAGUGUAUAGUGAGUAUGAACUACGGUUGCAGUUUUUGAAAUGUAGGCAGGCAUGGCUUACAGGAAUGUUGGAGGAUUUGGAUGAGGGAAACCCUGACGAGUACCUCAAGGGGAUGAUUGGUUGUCACAGAAAGCAUCUAGUUGAUAUUGUUAAUCAAUAUGUGUUGGUAAAUUACGAUGAGAAUGAUGGUGGUCUUCUCAAUAGUUGGCUUAUGCAUCAAGUAACCUCACACCUUGAGACUCUCAAAAUUUUACUCCCAGAAAUAAGUGACGGGGUGUUGCUAUCUAAUAUUCUUGAGGAAUCCAUGUAUUGCUGCAUGGUGCUUGGAAGGGUGAUUGGGCUAGAUUUCAGGGCGAUGCUAAUUCCAAUUUUUGAAGAGGCAGUUGUCAACAUGUUCUCAAACAAUGUGAGUAGAGCAGUUGAAGGAUUUCAGUUGGUUUUGGAUUCACAUCGUUGGGUUCCAGCACCAGCUAUAGCAAAUAGUAGUGUUCAUGGUGGUGGUGGUGAUGAUGAUGAUGAUGUAAUUGAACCGCCGUAUUGUCUUAUGGAGCAUCCACCUCUGGCUGUUUUUGUUAAUGGAGUGGCUGCGGCGAUGAAUGAGCUCCGGCCCUGUGCACCCUUGAGCUUGAAGCAUGUGCUUGCUAAAGAAUUGAUCAAGGGAUUGAAGGCUGUUUCCGACUAUUUGAUGACUUAUAAUGCAGAGACUGGGAUAUUACUUGGAGAAAAUAAGGAGUCUGAACUUUUUCUCUCACUUUGUCAAGCCUUCAUUGAGAUUACUUACCCACAUUGUGCAAAGUGCUUUGGCCGCUGUUAUACUGGCGGAGCUGCUUCAGUCAUGGAUGCAAAGAGUUCAUGUGACGGCAUUCGCCGCCUAGUGAAGACAGUCUCUCCCUGA